Molecule: messenger RNA, 1458 nt
Organism: Neurospora tetraspora
Lineage: Eukaryota; Fungi; Ascomycota; Sordariomycetes; Sordariales; Sordariaceae
Exons: 1
Coding region: 104-1390 (428 amino acids)
Biological process (GO): protein phosphorylation
Molecular function (GO): protein kinase activity; ATP binding
Source: RefSeq, a predicted model, not a curated record
UUUUAUAAACAUCUCGAUAUCUCGUCUUUCGAAGACAUAGAUCCCAGCAGACUAACCAACAGCGAAAACACACACCGAAAGUCAGUUACUCCUUCUAACGACCAUGUCCGACUCCAACACCCGAGCGUAUCUCUUCAAGUUCAGAGGAUCUGACUAUGUCUUCUGCAGAAUGGCCGGCCACGGCGCCGAAGCCCAAGCACAAGUCGUCCAGAAAGUCAGCACAGGUGAGCUUCUCAUCCGCAAGGUGAGCAGGAACCGUCUCGAUCGAAGCAAAUGCAUCGAACCCAAUGAGUUCCACCUUAUGGAAGAGUACCUGAGUAAGCCGCCUCGCUCGCCUGAUAUCCGACCUCUCAUCCCGAAAUUCUACGGCUACGAGAAGAUCCCGUCCAAGAACGGGAAGUUCCACCUCGUGUCCUACUGGCAGCUCCUAAACGGCGGCUCAGUCAAGGACUUGAUUCUAACCAAGUACAUGACCUUCAAGCACACCAAGUUCAACCCAGACAAGCGGUUUCCGGCCAGACUCAUCGCACGCAUGCUCCACCAGGUCUUCAGCUCUCUUCAACACCUCUACACCGUCUACGAGAAGAAGCCAAUCUUCCACAAGGACCUACACCCCGGUAACAUCUGGGUUCACUUCCCUCCUUCCGGUGACGGAGAGCUCAGCGACAUCCCCGAUUUCUACCUCGGUGAUUUUGGUUAUGCCGGUUGGGACUUCGGCUUCAGCCCGAACCACACUGCCACCAGGGACAUCGACCAAGUCCUCGAAUGGGCCCGGCUAAUGAUCUGUAUCAACCUGCCGGAGGACCAGCGGCCACCGAGAAACGGCGUCGUGCCUUGCCCCGACGACCCUCACCGUGGUACCAUCCCUGGAGACGCGCCCAUGACCGCCAUCCUCUCGCUCUACUACGACUUUUGUCAUGAGCUCAACCGUUUCAAAGAAGAAAACGGCUGGCAUAUCCGCAAACCAAGCUGCCCCCCGCCCGACCUCACCUCUUUCAUCCGCCGCGCUGAGGCGCUCGAGAAGAAGCUGACUCCGUCGUUGACGGGGUUUAUGUUGAUGACGGGACUGAAUGAGUCCAAUGACGCGCGCGUCCAGAAGUUCAUGCACGACAUGAAGGAAAACGCCAUGACAAAGGCUAGGGCGCAGCCGUUUACUAUGCAUGGACCGCUGGAGAAGUGCUUGACGCCCAUGGUUAGGAAUUUCCCUAUUAAAGUGCAUGGACCGUUUUAUCUGGCGGAGAUGAGGGUGGCUACAGGUAGGUGGGAAGCGAUUGAUGAUGUGACGUAUCAUCGGCCGGGGAAGACGAGGGGGAGUGGAAGAGGACUUAGAGCGAUUUCUGAGAGCCCGGAUGAGGAGGGUGGAGAGACCGAUUCGGAGCCGGAGUUUUGAGGGGUUUGGCUUGAUGUCCGGUGUCUCAAGUGAGGCAGUUGUCUUGAUUUCGAACGGAUCUCUUUUUG